Molecule: messenger RNA, 4580 nt
Organism: Dermacentor albipictus
Lineage: Eukaryota; Metazoa; Arthropoda; Arachnida; Ixodida; Ixodidae
Product: galactosylgalactosylxylosylprotein 3-beta-glucuronosyltransferase S-like
Biological process (GO): chondroitin sulfate proteoglycan biosynthetic process; carbohydrate metabolic process
Cellular component (GO): Golgi membrane
Molecular function (GO): galactosylgalactosylxylosylprotein 3-beta-glucuronosyltransferase activity
Source: RefSeq, a predicted model, not a curated record
GGAAGCUGGGUUGACUGGCUUAUCAUUCAGUGUAAAAUUCAUUUCCGCAAGAGAAAUUUCGAUAGUCCCCGGCUAUAAGGGUACAAGUGAGACCCGAUGUGGCCGUGAAGCAUUCGUACAGUGGUGCCACGUUGCAGCCGCAGACAGUGUAGUGUGCGAUUCCUCCAAGUCAGCUGUGCCCCAUCGUGCUUUGCUGGUGGAAAUUCCCGGACUGCACGCGUUAAUGCAGGAUACCUUGCAAUGACCUCCUCUCGAAGCUUCACAUCGACGUUGCAUUACCCGGGUUCAACACUUUAUUUUCUUUGGGUGACCUAAGUGCCUUCGCCGUACAGUGCAUUUAUCGUGGUCCAGUUGCUGUCAACGUGUUUUAAUCUUGGUCGCCGCCACAUUACCAAAGCGGUUGCUGCGAAGGCCACGGCAUUUGUCUCUGCAGAGCCUGUCUUUGAGUGUGAAGCGCCCAUUGGACUGCAUGUUUCAUUUUAGAAGUGACUGAGAUUAUAGUUCAUAUGCAACACCUUCGGAGAUGUGAAAUCAAAGUAUUCGUAAAUCAGUCCCCAAGAAACUGGAAAUGUCCACUGGAGUUGUGCAAAGGAGGAUGUCAUAACGCAGCGAAGGCGUCCGACGAGUAAAAGUGUAAAUUAUUUAUAAGCUCUCCGGAAAGCAACAUUGUGCACCCUUCAGUUGCGGCAAGUUUUGAUGAGAAAGCCGACGAUGGCCUGUGGUGCGCAGAGCAGGCACGCCAACGUUGACGUCACUUGGUAAAGAUGGCCACUAUGGUGGAACGCCUGAAGUGUGCUGCAUUCAAAAAAGCCCACGAAUGUUCAGGCCUGCGCCGAAGAACAUGGCUGAAGUUUGGCGCCUGCACAGCCGCUGGCUUCAUCCUGCUACUGCUGAUCUACGCGCCUGUAGUACCCCUGCCGUCGUCGUGGUGCGAGACCGGGGUUUCCAAAGCCGUCGAUGCGCGCUCCUCCACCGAAGGCCCAAUGGUCUACGUGGUGACACCGACGUACCGGCGCGCCAGCCAGGCCCCCGACAUGGUCAGGUUGUCACAGGCGCUCAUGUUGGCUGAAGUCCGCAUCUUCUGGGUAGUGGUCGAGGACGCCGAGAGACCAUCAUUGCUGGUACGGAACAUAAUGCGCCGCUCGGGGCUGGCUGGAGUUCAGCUAACCAGUCGGACACCCUCACAAUUUCGGCAAGCGAAGCACGGCAAGGGAGUCGCCCCUCGCCUGAGGGCGAUAGCGUGGCUGCGAGCCAAUGCCGUGUUGCCUUCGGUCCUGUACUUCGCCGAUGACGACAACUCGUACGACCACCGCCUAUUCGACCAGAUUGCCCUGGUGCAGCGGGUAGGCGUGUUACCCGUGGGACUGAUCGGCACGUACAGCGUCAGUUCUCCGGUGGUGUCGCCCGCCGGCCGAGUAGUGGGCUUCCACGACUCGUACAAGCGGGAACGUCGCUUCGCCAUGGACAUGGCCGGGUUCGCCGUCAACAUGCGGCUGGUUCUGUCCAGCGCGAACAUCAGCAUGCCCUACAAGUUGGGACAGCUGGAGACUGGGUUUCUCGAGAGCCUCGGCGUCAGCGUCGACGACAUGGAGCCGCUGGCGGGCAAUUGCACCGAGGUUCUAGUGUGGCACACGAAGGUGGUUCCAAGAAGAUUUCCCUCAAGAAAUAUAUUACGUCGACUUAACAUUACGUUGCCGAACAAUUUACCGCUAUUAUACAAGAACAUCUUAGACGAUUAAAUUUAUAACAUACGCAAAAAAAAACUUUCUCUCCCAUGGGGUUUUUGUGAUUUGUGUUGACUGUGUCGAAUUUGCAAGUGAAAACCUCGGAAAGUGACCUAAGCGCCCGGCUUCUGCAUCUAGGCCGACCUACAUCAUCUUCUGUGGCUUCCAGAGGACCCUUAAAAACGUUUUCACUCAACGACCUGUUCAUGUCACACCAGCUUGUCACACCAGCUUUAGGUCCGGUCAUCUGUCUAUGUCACGAAAAUUAUCGCACAAUUCAACAGGUAAUGCAGCCUUUAAAAAAAACGUGCGCUUAACAUCGUUCACAGCGCACUCAAUAAGAACAAAAAAGACAAAAUUUCUUUUGUGCUGGGCAGAACAGGAAGGGGCGCAUGUUCUUAAACCACAUCAGCGCGUCGCUUCACUGCGCCGAGGAAAAAGAAUGCUCGCGGGAAGCAAGGAAUUGGUUCUCACUUUUACAGGCUAUGGCGCGCCACUGCUUUCGGAGGCCACAGCUGGACUUCGUGGGCGCCCCGCUGUAUGGCAGGGUGUUUUUGUUCGGAUUGAUGGUCUUUUACUGUGUUAUACAGCCCAUUGUAUACCUUGCGCCCUGGACAGACUGCUGCAGCCUCAUUGCAAUUGGGGCAAAUUGCACGUGCGCUAGUGGACUUCAAUAAAGCGCACCUAAACUGCCAUGGUAGUGAAUUUAACCCGGAGCCUCGCACUAGGCCAUGCCCCCUUAUCAUACCGUGAUUUUCGAGGUAUAGGUUUAGAGCUUAUUUUAAUUUUUUUGCCCAGUCCGACAUGUGUGGAAUAUUGUGGAGAGCCGCCUGUUAGCGUGGCACCCGUCCAGCGCCAGAGCAGACGUAUUAUGCUGUGUAUUUAACAAUGAAUGGCAGCGCGUUCCGGCGUCCUGUUGCGAGUGGAUAGCAGGGCAUUCCGAGGCCUGAUCGCCGCCUAUGGAAAAUUUACAGCGUAGUGAAAUCACGCAUAAAGCGGUGAAAAUUACAAUCUCCGUAAAGAACAGCAGCGCGUUGGCUCGUCCUAAGUGCCCUCAAGACCGGAAUCUGUAGGUGGUCACCAUGACCAGUAACGUGGCGUAGCUUUUUCGCAAGGGGGCAACUGUAAUUGAAAUUUCAUGGCACCGUGCAUCGCACAGCUUCACCUGAUUUUAUACUCUCGCGCAUGUUCGAGCGUUGCCGCAGCAGUCUGUAAUGACACCCGCAGUGGGAAACUCUCAGGCUUCAGUGGCAGAGGUAAUAGGCGCCACCUAUGAGGAGGGCGAAGCCGAAAAUCCGUCUCCCUAGCAUGGCCUCGUAGAUCAUCGCGCGCACGCGUGCCGAUCCAGGAGGCCGAGCCCUUCCCUCCAACUCCUUUUCCCCCGCCCUCCCUCGUGGCUCCCUCGCAACUCCCUCACCAUCGACUGUGUGCGCGCGCGCGCCCUGCGGCCCCGCCUGCCCGGGGCCAGCUUAGCCCGCUGCAUGACGUUUCAUGUUUCGUUGUCUGCUGUUAUCGGGAAGCGUGCGCUGCUCUGCGUUGACCGGCGUGAGUAGUUUUGUCUGUUUCGUGGUCCUCGGUAGUUGUGUGCUUGUGCUCCGCAAUGUUUCACCUGUUUCACGACUCAUACCGCUCGUGCAUCGUGCAGUGGUGCACCAAUACCUCAAUAACGAGCCCUGCAAGGUUGUUCCGGGUGCCUAAAGACGACAGGUGAGCGCAUAGACCCAAGGAUAUCAGCAUGCGCAUGUACACGAACAAGCACUGUCCAUGUGUGUGCUCGAUGAGCCUCCGGACGUUGUUGUGCCAUGAUUGUGCUACACUUCCCUCUUGCCGGUGGGGAAAGCUGACAAAUAUAUGUUUCUCCUCAUUGCCAUCUGGUGUAUGAGUUGUGUUUUUCUGUGCCAAGACUCAUUCUGCAAGUUCAGUAAGUUGCCCAGAUUUUCAUUCCGCCAUCAAUGCUUUUUUUGUGUCACGUUCUACAAACGUACUAAUAGCUGUAAAAUUACUGUUCCUGUUUGUGUAUAAUCUCAGUAAUCGCCGAAGGGAAAGCCGCGCGAACGAAAUUCAUGUGCAGGCAUGAUACCCUUUUUGCCCUUCUGGAAAGCAUGAGAAUUGCAAGUGGCCUACAUGCAGAUUUUUGCAGUUCGUGUUUAUUAUACGAAGGAGUUCUCUAGUAGGUACGACUUAAUGCCUUAAGUGACGUAAUUUUACUGCUAAGCAUUGCAUUCGGGGUGCAAAAAGUCGUGUUGUUGACUUAUUCUACCUGGUCUUUGAUUGAGAAAUCGGCCUUUCUGCGAAUGUUUUCUAUGUGCUGCUGCAAAAGCCGACUACCUUCUGUUCUCCUUGCCACCAUUACUCAAGUUGUGGCCAAGUGCAAAAUAAUGUGAUAACGUGUAUUUCAGAUUUUGGUACAAUGUUAUUUUGUACUGCCAUGUCUUUUUCAUUUUGUUCAGUAGUAAUGAACAUGUCGCGCAUCUGAUAUACUUUCGUGCAUGUUUAAAAGUAAGUUCCAUUUUUGGUAUGGCUGUCAAUCAAACAAUGUUAACAUUUUAUUCUAGUUUUAUGUAAGAUGCGUGUCAUUCUUUUUGUCAUUACCAGUUAGUUUUACCUUUCUAUAGUUGUCAUGACUAUGUCAUACACGUCGUCGAGUUUUGUGCAAUAUCUCAGUGCAUAUAUCAAAAGCUCGUCUACAUUUCGGUAUUGAGGGCAUCAUAUAAAAAUCGUUUUUUUUUAUAUGCGUGUCUACAUGAAACGGCCUUCGCCUUUUGUAGCGCUUUUGUUAUUUCACCGUCUGUGAACUUUUGCGUUUAGUACUCUUGCAUAUGUCAUGCACCUUUCACUUUUGCUCAUUGUUUGAGC